UUGGUUUUGGACCUCACUUCAAUGUGUGUUUUCUCUCCGGAGUGACGCAUCUUGCUUUACUUCAGUAUCUCUGUUUGAGAGCCGACGUUCAUUCUGUGAUUGACAGCAGCCGCGUUUGCUCGUGUAGUUUAAAGAACUUUAAAGUCUCCGUUUUUGUUCGUAAAGUCGAGCAAAAUGGAUUUCGACCUGUUAGUUAUCAUUCCUGCCAUUUUCUUCACGGUUCUCGCCGUUUAUUUGGCUUCGUCGCUGCUGAGCAAGAAGGCGGACGCGGCGGGAGAAAAGCAUCAUCCCGCGGGAGGAGAGCAGCGGAGCGAGGCUGAAGUCUGUCCGCCCAGCGAGCACCCAACGCCGGCUGUGGAGGACAUCGGAGCCGCGGAGAAAUCCCGGGACGUCCCGGAGCAAACGUCUGUACCAGAACCACAAACAACCAUCAGCACACCUGAGUCUGUUGUAGAACCAGAAUCCUUCCCAGAACCAGCACCAAAAUCUGACUUGGAACCACAUCAGGUACCAGAAUCUGCUCCAGAAGCAGCAGCCGUCUGGAAACCAGGUGCUGUACCAGAAUCGGUGUCUGUACCCAAAUCAUUCCCAGAACCAGAAUUGGUGCAUAAAUCUAUCUCGACACCUGUUCCAGAACCAAAUGUAACCCCCGAGCCAAUGUCGGCACCACAACCAGUCCAGGAAUUAGUGCCAGAAGUUGUCCAAAAAAUAUGUGCAGGCAAAGAAUCUGACGCCAUUGUAGAGUCGACAGCUGAAGAAGAACCUGUUUCAAUGGUAGAGUCUGGACCCCAGCUGGUCCCUGGCACCGCAGACGCUGCACUGCUGACCUCUGAACCUGUGUCAGAAGUCUCAUCUGGGGCAGAACCACUGAGCUUCCUGAGCAGCGACGUGCCUGCAGGUGGAGACAAAGAGACAUUUGCUCCCGAAACCAGUCUGUUUGAGACACUGAUGGCCAAAGAGGAACUCGAGGAGGAAAAAAGGGUGCAACUGGAGCAGCUGGCAGCCAUCUUCCAGUUGCUGCAGGAGAAGCAGGAGGUGCAGGAGGUGACGGCAGGAGAAAUGGAGGAGCAGCUGCACUUUGACUCCCUCUGAGAUCGACGAGGGAGUUUUUUUUUUUUUUUUUUUUUAUUCUAACUCACAGAAUUCUUGUUUUUUUCACAAAGGGUCAUUGUCACAAAAACACAAAUGAUGAAUACAGUUUAUGAUUAAAGAUGCUAACAAGAUGAGGUGAUGGCAAACAUUUAUUUUCUGAAAUCUGUGGAGCAUCUACAGGAUUUUUUUUUUCUUUUUCACUAAAACUUAAAUUUUUUUUAAUUUUGUUAUUGUGUGUUUGCUUUGAAUGGCUUAUGAAGUGGAAAAUUAUUUUUUAAAAACUUAUGUAGCUUUCUGAAUAAAUCUUUUUGAAAUGCGAGGCU
Molecule: messenger RNA, 1415 nt
Organism: Thalassophryne amazonica
Lineage: Eukaryota; Metazoa; Chordata; Actinopteri; Batrachoidiformes; Batrachoididae
Product: E3 ubiquitin-protein ligase RNF12-B-like
Exons: 5
Coding region: 175-1092 (305 amino acids)
Source: RefSeq, a predicted model, not a curated record